Heterotrigona itama is the source of this 744-nucleotide messenger RNA. The record is from the annotation of a GenBank genome assembly. NCBI's taxonomy places the organism in Eukaryota, Metazoa, Arthropoda, Insecta, Hymenoptera, Apidae.
AUGGAAUUAUUCGUGUGCAACAACUGCUUCGCCACACCGCACAGAGGAAAGAAGCCAUUUUGUUUGACUCAGUGUGGUCACAUAUACUGCAACGGAUGCAUACGACAAGGCAAUAACAAACAUAGACAAACAUUACUCGCGCCACUGCUCGUGUCCGAAACACACACGGACACCCGAGAAACAAUGCCCGCAAUGUCAACAGAUCGAUAUCUUUUCCGUGGAAUUGCAACAACCCUCGCUGUCCAAAGUAGAAAAUUUCUUCGUUCCGUUGAACGAAUCGUUGGAAUCGUUACAAAAGACAUCUGGUUUUCAAAACAAUCAGAUAAAAAUUACGCUAGAACGCUUUCACGAAAUCUACGAAACGUUGAAGUCCCAUUAUUACAAUCUGACGCGGAACAUGAAAGUAAUCAAGGACAAGUACCUCAAGCUGAAAAUGGAGAACAUCGAACAAAGGAAGAGACUGACGUCUUUCGAGAUUCAACAUUCGAGAUUCAAGGCUUUAAACUCUUUCAGCGAUACGUCCACGCCAAAGUCCAGCAACCAGAAAACUUUCAGAACGAGGUACACAAACCCACGUCAAAUUCGUACGUUUCGUCGCGUGGAACAAACGUAUCGAGCAGCAAAUCGUUCAACGCGACAAAGGGAAAGGCGACGCUCGACAGUUUUCGUAUUCCUUUCGACCCUCGCGCGAUGCGAUCCAUUGAUUCUCGCGCAACCUCAACCGCCAAUUCCACUUAUCUUUGA